AUGGUCGCAGUUCAAUGUCUAAACCGCGGUCGUUUGUUCAUGCUUUUCCCACAGCCUUGCGCCGCCGCAAAUCUUUCGCCAGGACCCAGUAGGAAGAGACGCAAAGGCGCACACGAUCAAUCCGCAGAAUGGAUCUCCCGUGCCGAACACAACUCCAGAAACGUAUCGAUUUCCGUAACACCGUCGUUCCCAGCUUCGAAGUCGACAAACGGACCUAGUAGACGCCCUGAGAAGAACAUUGUUCGCAAAGUUUCGGGUAGCAAGGCUCGUGUCCAUGGUCGACGCAACCCCGUGCAGUCAGAUCUAACUGCUCAAAAAUAUGAACACAAACGCGGUAGAGUUGGAGCCCGAGACAAGGUCAAGCUAGAAUGGCGUCGGGAUGAGCUUGACACCAGCAAGGUCACCGGAGGCGAGGCAACGCAACGAGGCGGAGUGCCCCUUGAAACGUCAUUCGGACCACACCAGGCUCUACAAUACCAGACGUACUUAAAUACCUAUCGAACAAGUCGCGAUCAUCGUGGUGUCUACGUGGCGGUGGAGGCGCUUGGUCGUGGUGGUGAAGCUUAG
Molecule: messenger RNA, 567 nt
Organism: Parastagonospora nodorum SN15
Lineage: Eukaryota; Fungi; Ascomycota; Dothideomycetes; Pleosporales; Phaeosphaeriaceae
Exons: 2
Coding region: 1-567 (188 amino acids)
Source: RefSeq, a predicted model, not a curated record